GGGGUGGAGCUUUAGUGUCGCGUAGAUAGACGCUCGGCGGAGGGUGUGCGAACGCGAGAUGGACCGAGGGCGCUCUUCCGUUUAGUGACGCCCGCGAGCGACUCGGACCUCCCCAAAACUACCGAAAUAAUAGAUGCGAUCGGGUCGCCGAAAACAAAACGAAAGAGAGAGAACAAAAAGCCGAACGAUUAAGUAGUCCACCUUUCCCCAUCCACUGCACACACACUAACACGGCAUUGAUGGUAAUGUAUGCAAGGAAACAAGCGAGACUGAGCGAUGGGUGCAACGACAGAAGGGAUUCCCAGCCUUACCAGGCUCUUAAAUACCCAUCAAAGAGUCACCCUGGAAGUGAUCACCGCCAUGAGAAGAUGCGAGACUCUUCGGAUCCCAGCCCACCCUGCAAGAUGCUUCGCCGCUCAGACAGCCCCGAAAACAAACACGGUGACUCCGUUGCUCAAAACAGGGCAAAGACAGUCCAGCCACAUCGGGUCAGAGAGAGAGACGGAGGGACCAGCUGUUCUCCACAAGAAAAUUCGCACAAUCACAGUACCCUUCAUAGCUCAAAUUCACAUUCUAAUCCAAGCAAAACGACAGAUGUACCUUACGAACCUCCAGAUGACUGGUCUGAACACAUCAGCUCCUCUGGGAAGAAAUACUAUUACAACUGCAGGACCGAGGUUUCCCAGUGGGAAAAACCCAAAGAAUGGUUGGAGAGGGAGCAGAGGCAGAAAGAAGCUACAAAGAUGGCAAUCGUCAACAACUUCCCCAAAGACAGAGACUACAGACGGGAGGCUAUGCAGGCUACAACUGCCGUUGGCUUUGGCAGCGAUAAAUCUGUUCCAGUGGACAAGCCUGCAUCCCACCCUGGCACUGCGCAUCCCUCCACUACUUCUGGCCUGAACCCCUCAGGAAUCCAGACAUCGUCGGCCUCUGCUGUACCCGUGUCCCCUGUGCCCCAGUCCCCUGCGCCCCCCUUACUGCAAGACCCCAGCCUCCUGCGUCAACUCCUUCCAGCACUUCAAGCCACACUUCAGCUAAACAACACCAACGUGGAUAUGUCCAAGAUUAACGAAGUUCUUACAGCUGCUGUCACACAAGCGUCAUUGCAGUCUAUGCUUCAUAAGAUUCUCACAGCUGGACCAUCUGCUUUCAACAUUACUACUUUGCUUUCCCAAGCUGCUCAGUUAUCUACUCAAGGCCAGCAGUCGAACCAGUCCCCAAUGUCCUUAACAUCAGAUGCCUCCUCACCAAGGUCAUACGUUUCUCCCAGAAUUAGUACACCACAGACAAAUGCUGUCCCUCUCAAAGCCAUGCUCAGCACACCCCCUGCAUCAACUCAGCCAAAGGUUACCACGCCAGUGAUGAAGACUGGACCAGUACCGCAACCAGUGCCCCAGCAGGCAGUCGUUUCAGAGAAGCAGGGACAGGAAACUGCCUCUCCACAUACUCUUCAGCGGCAGAGUAGUCAGAGGAGUCCAUCUCCGGGUCCAAAUCACACUGCCGCCACUUCUGCUGCUUCCAGCAGCAGCAAUAAUGGCAGUGCCAGUGUGACCACUACAGCCCCCGUUGCCCCUAGCACUUCUUCCAAGCCUUCAUGUUCCUUCACACCUUCGCUAGCAGCGCACUUCAACGAAAAUCUCAUCAGACAUGUCCAAGGGUGGCCGGCUGAACACGCGGAGAAGCAGGCAGCAAGGUUACGUGAGGAGGCCCACAACAUGGGGAGCAUCUACAUGUCAGAAAAUUGUACUGAGCUGAAAAAUUUAAGAUCAUUAGUUCGGGUUUGUGAAAUUCAAGCAACAUUACGUGAGCAGAGGAUACUAUUUUUGAGACAACAAAUUAAGGAACUUGAAAAGUUGAAGAAUCAGAAUUCCUUUAUGGUUUGAGACCCAGAGAAUGGAAGAAAAGAGAAGAAAUUGCACAUGGAUGGAACCCACAAGCUGGUGUUCUGAAGCCCAGUCUUAACACUUUUGAGCUGCCAUUCAUUUGGUUUGGGACUGUUGGGCUGGGCAUGGAAGGCAGGCUAGCAGAGAACAUGGUGGAGGGCAAUACACGAUAUAUUCUGUAAAGCCCUUGAAAUUUAGCUUUUUUUCUCCUCUUGUAGAUGUAUUCAUGUUGUAAAUACAUUUUGUAGAGUGAAGCCAUGGAAAGCCAUGCUUAUUGAGCUUUGACAUCCAAACUAAUCAAUGCUAAGGUGGCUAAAUGUUUAGCCUUCUACAUGUUAACUUGUCUGCAAACAUAAGCUUUUAUUGGUAGAAGACCUGUGAACCAUUGCUGCAAGCCUGCGUAAAAUCUGCAUGGAGGUGGUUGAAGGGGCUAAUUGUGUAUUUCUCAAACUGUCUGGUUUUUAUUUUUAAUGAUUAAACUGUUAACUGCCUCUUAACAGAAGAGUAUUUAAUUUCUCCCCUCCGGCAUGGCUUCAGAGCAAAAAACCACACCCCACGGAUGUUUACGGUAUAUUAAUAAUGACUGGUGGCAAUGGUUCAGAGAUCUCUCAUUCAUCUGUCUUGCUUUAACUAGAAUCAAAACCAGUGCCUGAUUGUGUGCAAUGGAAGUCGCUGUAAGCUGGGAUGCUGGUCAGAGCGGGCGCAGGAGUGAAGGACCAUUUCCCAAGGCUGCCCCCACUCUCACCUGCAUAGGAUACUGUCUGAGUCCACUCCUUCUGGAAGGGCACUGACGAGUUACCUUUUUCUUUAAAAAAAAAAAAAAAAAAAAAAAAAUUUCCUUUUUCAUUUUUUUUAUUUUAAUUAAACUGUACUUCAACUGCAAAUUUGUUUGCAUCAAGCAAGAUCAUUCCAGUGUACAGUUGCUUACAGUAAUGGACUAAAAGUUUUAUUAAAAGUUGCAGUGAUUACUAGUAUGUCAGAUAUGUCGUAUUCAUAAGUUAUUGCUGCACGUUGUCAUUUGCACCCCCCCUUUCCCCUGGCAGUGAAAUGGUGGCACUAUGCCAGCUUGGGGCACUGCCGAGGAGUCCACAUCACCAAUUCUCACACAGCAGCAGAGUCGGGGCAUUGAGAAGACACGUGGUCACAUGUGAAAUGUAUGUAUUGUAAUAAACAAGCUGAACUGAAAAGGAGCAGUGCUUGUUAUUUACCGAUCACAUUUGUGAACCAGCAAAAGUCUCCAAAACAUCCAAUUCUCAGGCGGACACACACACACACUUGUUGAGCAUCUACCUUUCUACUUUGUGUAGGGUUAACAGGUUUCACCAAUUUUGUGCUCACUGGAGGAAAACUUCAGAUGUCUUAUCCCGGUGCCAGCAUUUGUGCUGACUUUCCUUUGAUUGUUCUGCUCAAACCUUCCUUUUCAAUUGGGUAUUUGUACCGUGGUCCACGGUGCGAGUUCAGUCUGCUCAUCCUGUCCAUUAGAAUGCGUGCUUCAGAUACGUAACCCCACUUGAGGAAUUGGGGCAGCAUCUUCCCUUUUGUACAUUGUUUCCUGAAGUUAAAAAUAAAUGCAUA
Scleropages formosus (Asian bonytongue) is the source of this 3458-nucleotide messenger RNA. RefSeq names its product WW domain containing adaptor with coiled-coil a (gene waca). The transcript has 13 exons. Gene Ontology annotation, cellular component: nucleus. The coding region runs from base 240 to 1883 and encodes 547 amino acids. Gene Ontology annotation, biological process: positive regulation of TORC1 signaling; regulation of autophagy. Gene Ontology annotation, molecular function: chromatin binding; RNA polymerase II complex binding. Lineage: Eukaryota; Metazoa; Chordata; Actinopteri; Osteoglossiformes; Osteoglossidae. The record is from RefSeq and is a predicted model, not a curated record.